AGCCAAUCCAUGGGAAGGAGAGCGUGGCUAGCUCAGCCCUGCGGAUCCCUCCGCCCGCGUUUGCUGUGCUGAGGCCGAGGUAGCCGCCAUUUUGGAUGCUGAACCUUGAUUCCGGAGUCUGUCCCGGUCGUUUUCACGCCUGGAUUCGGUCUGGAGGAAUAACACAGCAUGCUGGGCUCUGGAUUUAAAGCUGAGCGUUUACGAGUCAAUUUGAGAUUAGUUAUAAACCGUCUUAAACUUUUGGAGAAAAAAAAAACGGAACUGGCCCAGAAAGCAAGGAAAGAGAUUGCUGACUAUCUGGCUGCUGGGAAGGAUGAACGAGCUCGCAUCCGAGUGGAGCAUAUUAUACGAGAAGACUACCUUGUGGAAGCCAUGGAGAUCCUGGAACUCUAUUGUGACCUGCUGCUGGCUCGGUUUGGCCUCAUCCAGUCAAUGAAGGAGCUAGAUUCUGGUCUAGCUGAAUCUGUAUCUACACUUAUCUGGGCUGCUCCUCGACUUCAGUCAGAAGUGGCUGAGUUGAAAAUAGUUGCUGAUCAGCUCUGUGCCAAGUAUAGCAAGGAAUAUGGCAAGUUAUGUAAGACCAACCAGAUUGGAACUGUAAAUGACAGGUUAAUGCACAAACUGAGCGUGGAAGCCCCACCCAAAAUCCUGGUGGAGAGAUACCUGAUUGAAAUUGCGAAGAACUACAAUGUGCCCUAUGAGCCUGACUCUGUGGUCAUGGCAGAAGCUCCCCCUGGGGUAGAGACGGAUCUUAUUGACGUUGGAUUCACAGAUGAUGUGAAGAAAGGGGGCCCUGGAAGAGGAGGAGGAGGGGGUGGGUUCACAGCACCAGUUGGUGGACCUGUUGGAACAGUGCCAAUGCCUAUGCCCAUGCCCAUGCCAUCUCCAAAUACUCCUUUCUCAUACCCGCUUCCAAAGGGACCAUCGGAUUUCAAUGGAUUGCCAAUGGGGACUUAUCAGGCCUUUCCCAGUAUUCAUCCACCUCAGAUACCAGCCACUCCCCCAUCGUAUGAAUCUGUCGAUGACAAUGCUGAUAAGAAUGUCUCUUCUGCACAGAUUAUUGGUCCUGGACCCAAGCCAGAAGCCUCUGCAAAGCCCCCUUCCAGACCUGUGGAUACCUACGACAACUUUGUACUACCAGAGUUGCCAUCUGUGCCAGAUACACUACCAACCACAUCUGCUGGUGCCAAUACCUCAGCAUCGGAGGACAUUGACUUUGAUGAUCUUUCUCGGAGAUUUGAAGAGUUGAAAAAGAAAACAUAGGCCUCUUAAACCAGGCAAGUUUGGGAGUUGAGACCGAGCAGUUUCUCCUUGUAACAAAGAAUCUCCAUGAAAUUCCGUUUCAUCUCUUAACCAUUACGGAGCACACUCUUCCUCUGGGCUCUCUUCCUGCUCUACCAAAUUCUGCUGCUUUCCAGUUCUUUAUUGCUCCUAAGAGACGAACGACUGAAGACACUAUGAGGCCGAAGCAGCUGUCUCCUGUGAGCUGUGCUUACCCGUUUCCCAUCAGUGAGAUCCCAGGUUCUCGCCUCACCUGUUCCACCAUCCCUCCACAGGGGAGUGAGAAGGUAAAAGCAUUGUGGGAAAAGCUGCCAAAGAUGGCUGGACACUGGAAGAGAGUACUUCAUGAAGUAUCCCCACCUCGUGCUGAGGUUCUAGACUUAGAAACAGUUCUCUCUGUGUAGAGGGAUUUGUGGUGAGUGAGAAUCAAGGCCAAGGUGUGUAUUUUUUUCCACUCAUAUGAAUGGGAGAGAGAAAAUGACUCAGGAAGCCACUGUAACAGUCCUUGGAAGCUGGGUCCUCUCAUUGGCUUAUACACUACUCCUUGCUGCAGGGCACAAUUCCACCUGGGUCCAGUUUAUUUGGAAAGUUGAAGUCCUCUCAGUUCUGCUGGAUUCUCAGGGAGCCCUCUGUGGCCUUUUGCUUUAUUUGCGUGCUAUGUUUCCCUUUUACCAGAGGGCAGCACUGUAUAAAUUCCUGUUGUUCCCAUAGCAUGUUCUGUUAGACUGCAUUACUGAUGAAGGAUAAGUCACAUAUUGGGCACUUGUCACCAUUCAAGGCUAAGGUGGGCUUCCAGUUGCCUUAAUAAAAGUAUUCAAGUCUCUUGAAUAGUGAGCUGGAAAGCCUAAAGAGAAGAGGGGUUCCUGUUUUCAUUUGAAAACUUUAUAUGAUUAAGAGAACCUUUAAAAAGUGAUGUCAAGAUUUUGGUGCCCAUGUGGCUAGUUGUUUGCAGCUUUUCUCAAUGGAUGAGACUCUUACUCUUCUAACUUAUGUGCUCCUUUGUCCCCUAGCUAAGGCCAUCCUUUCCCACAGGUUUGGCUUUGGGAUCAGAAGAUAUGACUUUGGCUUCUGUUUAUCUGUACAUAUCUGUUUCAAGUAUCUUUUCUUUAAUGGUUCUGAUUGGUUUGUAUCAUAACUUAGUAGCUGAUAAUAAAGUUAAAAAUUCUGUGCCCUGCUUUCU
Molecule: messenger RNA, 2461 nt
Organism: Pteropus alecto (black flying fox)
Lineage: Eukaryota; Metazoa; Chordata; Mammalia; Chiroptera; Pteropodidae
Gene: IST1
Product: IST1, ESCRT-III associated factor
Exons: 10
Coding region: 169-1263 (364 amino acids)
Biological process (GO): protein transport
Source: RefSeq, a predicted model, not a curated record